CAUUCAGAGAGCAGGAAGGAAGCUGAGCUGCUCUCGCUUCACUUUCUGUGGGGCGGCUGCAAAUUCGGCCUCAUUAACCCAGGAGUGCUCAGAGGGACCCAAAAAUGAGCCCCCAAGCCCCCCCUGAGCCCCCCAAAUGCUGCUGCUUCAACAUCAAGACAGCAACAGUGGCCCUGGGGAUCUUCCACAUGGUCAUGAGUGUCCUGCUGCUGAUCGAGUAUUCCCUGGAGGUGGCCAAUGGGAAGGGCUUCUGCAAAGACCUGGACAAGGAUUACUACAGAAUUGCUGAUAUCACCACCAGUUUCCUGCUGAUCCUCAUGUUGUUUGUCAUCAGCUUCCACCUCCUGUUCGGGGUGAUCAAGAACAGGGAGCGUUUCCUGAUCCCUUUCCUGGCUCUGCAAGUCAUUGAUUUCCUCCUCAGCCUCCUGACCAUGUUCAGCUCCUACAUCCAGGUGCCAGUGAUCAUCUCCGUGUCCUCCUCCCUGAGCCACACGCAGGGCCACUCCAGGACUCCCCUGCUGGCGCUGCAGCUGCUGGAUUUCUGCCUGAGCAUCCUCACCCUGUGCAGCUCCUACAUGGAGGUGCCCACCUAUCUCAGCCUCAAGCCUCUGGACAGCGGGGGCUCUUUGCCAGCCCUGCAGAAGCUGCCGGCAGAGGAGUACACCAGAGUGAUGAUCACCUUCACCCUCGCCUUCCUGGCCGUGCUCUUGCUCAAGGCCUACAUGUUCAAGUGUGUCCUGAGCUGCUUCAAGUACAUCAAAGCCAGCAACAGGGAGGAGGUCAAAGUGGAGCCACAGGCAGUGGAAAAGGCCGUGCUGCCAUCCUAUGAGGAAGCCCUGGAAUUGCCUUCCAAGGAUUCCCCUCCUCCCUACCUGAGGGUGUGAGCCCAGCCCGGGGGAGAGGCAGCUCUGGGUGCUGCCAGUGCCUCUCCCCUCACCCCAGAGCAGUUCCCAGCUUCUCCCAGCCAGAUCCCACAGGACCUGCUGGAGUCUUGUCCUGCUCUGGCACUUUCCUGCCUCUGGUUCCCACCCCUGAAUCUGGGAUUUGGCUGCUGUGAGGUGCAGGGCUGGCCUGAGCCCUGCCAGCUUUGCUCUGUGCUCCAGGAUGAUGUUUCUGCUCUGGCUCAGCACUGACACCUUUAUGGAGUGGGAUUAAAGGAUGAACAGGGAAGGAAUUUUCUCUGGGAUAACCCAGCCCUGCAGCUCCACCAGCCAGAAUUCCUACAGCAAAGGGAUCAGCCAAAAACCCCCAGGAAUUGCAGCUCUCACCCUGUCUGCUUGUGAUGAUUGACAGCAACCCAGAAUAUCAGCCCAGCAUUGCUCUGCCAUUUCAUACCUGAGUGGGUGCAUUUUUCUGUGCUUUAUGUGACUUGGAAGAUGAGAUUCAAUUAAAAUAAAAA
Molecule: messenger RNA, 1399 nt
Organism: Catharus ustulatus (Swainson's thrush)
Lineage: Eukaryota; Metazoa; Chordata; Aves; Passeriformes; Turdidae
Gene: LAPTM5
Product: lysosomal protein transmembrane 5
Exons: 8
Coding region: 105-884 (259 amino acids)
Cellular component (GO): lysosomal membrane
Source: RefSeq, a predicted model, not a curated record